AAUAAAUGUUAUUUUUGUGUCAAAAUUCUCUUGUAAUAUUGUUUAUUUAUUGAACCAAAAUAUUAUGUUAAAUUCCAUAUAGACACAUAGCAUAGCACUAUGUAUUUACUAAAUAUAAAUAACCAUCGCAAUGAAUAUGUAAAAUAAUCUAUAAUGGAAGAAAUAUUCACACAACUACAGAUUCGAGGUUACAACAAUAUCGAACAACUUAUUAAAUGGAUGGCUAAAGCCCGUGUAAUAGACCCAUCAAAGAGAGAUACUGAGAGAUGGCUGGUGGAACACUUCAGAGACGUCCCGGACAGCAAGAACAUCACAUUCGCUAAAUUCAAGGAGAUAGUCACCAGUUUUGCUGAACAUCAGAAUAAAUCUAUAGAAGAGAUCACUGCCAAACUCAUUAAAGAAAUACCUUCGGUGCUAGAUGAUGUGGUAGACUCACACCCGGGUAUCUACGUAGCAACACCCGGUUCAGAAAAACUAGCAAUCUACUCCCGGUUAACCGUCUGCAGCAAUACAAGCACCAUCACAGACUAUAGCCAGCUCAUCAACCAAGAUGGGAGCAAUGGGGAAGUGGUUGGCAGUAGCUGCAGUACCGGCGCGGUAGCGGUCGGUAGCAAUGACGAAGUGCCGGCCGGUAGCAAGGGCGAUGCUACCAACUGUAACAUCCAUGUGGUCACCAGUAGUAGCUACGCGGAGUUCUCUGACACCAGUACCAGUUCCAGUUCAGGAGAUUCUACUCCUCAGACUUGUAGGUCUGAUGAAGGCUCCAGGAUGUAGGGAUAUGGAUUCAAGUUGCAAUUGUUUUAUAGUGUUUUAUUUAUUAAAUUAAAAUCUGUAAGCCGA
This is a messenger RNA of Spodoptera frugiperda (fall armyworm), 840 nucleotides long. RefSeq lists its product as uncharacterized. The transcript has 3 exons. Bases 154 to 774 code for a protein of 206 amino acids. Lineage: Eukaryota; Metazoa; Arthropoda; Insecta; Lepidoptera; Noctuidae. The record is from RefSeq and is a predicted model, not a curated record.